CGACGAACGAGAAAGAGAAGCAGAAAUCGGAAGCGGAAGGGGCAAGGGGUCGUCCAUCAGCAGGAGGGCCCCACAGAUGCGGGGUCCGCAGGGGCCAGUCCGCGGCGGCGUGACGCGAUGCGGAUGUCCUCCUCCUCUUUGCCGAGGAAGAGGAAGAGGAAAGACCUCUCGCCUCCCGACACCGUCCUUCUCACCGACGACGACUGGCAAUCGUCAGUUAAACAUGUCCUUCAACAGCAGCGUCUUCCGCAGCUCGGUAUUAUCGUAUCGUAUCGAACGCGGCGCGAUAUUCUUCAUCGGAGACAGGAUGUUCGCUCGGCGCGUCACGGAGUUCCUGAGAAGCUGGGGAAUCGCCAAACAAGCGGAAUUUCCGGUGAACGGUGCUGUAAACGAAGUGAGCGGAAAGGAGGCGAAUGCGGCCAGGGACGCGACGGCGAAGAAAAUAAACGAGACGAGCGACGAGAAAGUGCGAAGGAUAUUGCGGGUAAAGUCCUUCUUCGGAGAGUCCCAUCCGAAGGCGGGAUCGCCAAAAGCGUCUUCCUGCUGGCGCUCCUCUGCGCCCAAUGCUGCCUGGCGGGUGCCGAAGCUCUGGCCGGUACUCAAAAGUAUUGCACCAGAACGAUCAAGACGCGAUACGGCACCCUGCGCGGCAUCGAGGCUAGAUCGUCGACUGCCGUCGAGACUUAUUACGGCGUGCCGUACGCGACGCCGCCGCUCGGCGCGUUGCGCUACAUGCCGCCGGUCACACCGACACCCUGGCGCGGCAUCAAGUUUGCCGAUACUAUACCGCCGGCCUGCCCGCAGCGGCCACCGGUACCGGACGAGGGCUUGCCGCGGCAGAGACAGGCCUACCUCAAGAGGCUGGUGCCAGUAUUGGCCAACCAGAGCGAAGACUGCUUGUAUCUGAACCUCUAUGUGCCCAAAGCUCCUCACGGUAGUAUCGCGGACUCGUUACCGGCUCUCCUCCUUAUUCAUGGCGAUUCAUAUUCGUGGGGCGCCGGAAAUUCAUUUGACGGAACCGCCCUGGCUGCUCACGGACGCCUUAUUGUCGUCUCUAUCAAUUUUCGUCUUGGUGUGCUUGGCUUCCUGAAGACCGGCUCGAAGGGAAGCGCGCAGGGCAAUUAUGGAUUGAUGGAUCUGGUGGCGGGGCUUCAUUGGCUGCGCGAAAAUCUCGGGGCUUUCGGUGGCGAUCCUGAGCGACUGGCGUUGCUGGGCCACGGCACCGGGGCGGCUCUCGCGAAUUUUUUAGCCGUCUCUCCUAUGGCGAAAGAGUUGAUCGGGAGGGUGAUUCUGCUCGGUGGUUCAGCCCUCUCGCCAUGGGCGGUGCAGCGGGAUCCGCUGGCGGUGAAGCGUCGCGUCGCCGAGAAGAUCAAAUGUCCCGGUGACGUCGAGGCUGACGAUAUCGCACCGUGCCUUCGUUUAAAGAGCGUGGAGGAGCUACUGGCGAAUUUCCAGCCUACUGCCUCUUCUUCCGGACUAAUGCCGAUCGUGCCCGGGCCUGGCGCUGAAUUCGCGGACUUCGGCAACCGUGAUUUACUUUUCGGUUUAACAUCCGAUGAAGCUUGGGUGAAUCUCACCGAGAGAGAUUUACAGAACGGCUUGAACGAGACGAGGAGGGACCGUAUACUGCGCACUUACGUCCGGAACACCUACCGGUACCAUUUGCAUGAAAUCUAUUCGACUCUACGGAACGAGUACACCGACUGGGAGCGAGGCGAGCAGAGUCCCGUAGCGAUUUGCGAGGGUCUCUUAUCUCUCCUCGGAGACGGCCAGGUCGCCGCGCCGCUCCUCAGGCUGGCCUUACUGCAUUCGGUUUCGGAGGGACGCGGCUACUUCCUGCACUUCCAGCCAGGUGAACUGCCGAGCCAGAGGGGUGAGGAGAUGCCGUAUCUCCUGGGUAUACCUCUUCUUCGCGGCGAAGUCACGUCCGCGGUGCCCGCCUUUGGCAACUACACCCCCGCCGACGAGAAUCUGUCGAAACUGCUUGUACACUAUCUGGCUAACUUCGUCAGGCGUGGGGAUCCGAAUGGCGCGAGUCCUCUGUCCUCAGGAUUGGAGAACGGCCUGACGACGAGCCCGCCGUUCUGGGAUUCGUACGAUUCCAUAAAUCAGCUAUACUUGGAGGCCGCUCACAGCCCAGAGAUGCGUUCGCACUACAGAGGCCACAAGAUGUCCCUCUGGCUGAAUCUGCUGCCGCAGCUGCACCGGCCGGGUUACGAGCUCAAUAUGCGGCACCAUCAUCUCGCGGAGAACCCCGGCCUCUACGAGGGCCCGGUGCGACCGCAGAGUACGGCCGUACCUCUGCCGGCACCUCCAUUACCGAUGCCAUCGCCCACGGAACCCUCUUCGAUAUUGACUGUGCUGUCGACUACAGAAUGCACCCCGAAUGCGACUGUCUCGACAACCAUCACGCCUACCACUUCGCGAACGUUGCACAUCUCGAAUCUAGGCCCGGGUCCCAACAAUCUCCUGCGCAAACUUGCGUCCAGUCAUUAUCAGAGUUACACCACGGCUCUAACGGUCACCAUCGCAGUGGGGGUGUUUUUGCUGCUGCUCAACAUCCUGAUUUUCGCGGGGAUAUAUCAUCAACGCGACCGGAACACAACCGGUGGCGGUCUGUCGAGCACUUUCAGCAACAAGAAGAAAGAGGAGUUCCUGGAGGCUGGUUGUUCCGGCAUGGACACAUCGGGCAAACAGCGACUACCGUCUUCCAUGAGUAUGAUAGACUCUGCAUCGUCGAUGUUGCCGCCGCACAAGGCAAAGCUCGUGCAGGAGCUCGAGUUACAGCUGCAGGAGUUUCAGUGCUCCCCGCCGCCCGGUGGCGGUAAACGGAUUCUGGAACCGCCGUCUUACAGCAAGAAUCCGUGUAUUCAGCGGACCCGCACCCCGUCGCCCUGUGUAGAUGCCACCAUCGCGCAGAUGGACGACGUCAACAACAUCAGCGGUCUCCACCACGACAGCGAGGACGAUAACGAGGAUAAUCUCCCGGAACCUCCGCCUCCACCCAAGGUCCCAAACGUCGGUCUCACGUGUCCCGGGAUUCUGCGGCAACCCGGGACACCUGGUAGCACGAAGAAGCGCGUGCAGAUUCAAGAGAUCUCCGUGUGACA
This is a messenger RNA of Cyphomyrmex costatus, 3110 nucleotides long. RefSeq names its product neuroligin-1. The transcript is spliced from 7 exons. The coding region runs from base 118 to 3108 and encodes 996 amino acids. The record is from RefSeq and is a predicted model, not a curated record. NCBI's taxonomy places the organism in Eukaryota, Metazoa, Arthropoda, Insecta, Hymenoptera, Formicidae.